Molecule: messenger RNA, 3122 nt
Organism: Thamnophis sirtalis
Lineage: Eukaryota; Metazoa; Chordata; Lepidosauria; Squamata; Natricidae
Gene: NPNT
Product: nephronectin
Cellular component (GO): membrane
Molecular function (GO): calcium ion binding
Source: RefSeq, a predicted model, not a curated record
CCUUGUUGCCGACCUCUUCUCUUCGCCUCCUGAGAGGACUCGGAUUAGCUGCAGCCGGGCGCCCCCGGAGGCCCCCGCUGGCGUUUAGUUCCCGGCGCGCUGGGCUGAGUUGAGGGCGCCUCCUAGAAGAGCCGGGGUGGGGGCCGCUCCGGCGCCUUCCCCUCUUGCAUCUUCUCCUCACAACCUGCUGUUGCCGCCGGCGGUCGGGAGACCCAGGGGCUGUUCUCCCUCUCCUGUCUUUUCUCCCCUUGUCUGUGUCUGUCUGUCUGCCUGCCUUCCCUUCUUCUCGACAUGGAUUUCUCUUUGAGGCUCCUGGUUUUAUCCUGGCUUUACCUGGAGACUUUAGGGGACUUCGACGGAAGGUGGCCUAGGCAGAUCCUUCCCACAACUGGAUUGUGUCGUUUUGGGAGCAGAGUGGAUUGCUGCUGGGGCUGGGCUCGCCACGCCUGGGGCCACUGCCAACCUUUCUACAUCUUAAGGCAGAGAAUAGCCAGGAUAAGGUGCCAACCCAAAGCUGUUUGUCAACCUGGAUGUAAGCAUGGAGAAUGUAUUGGUCCAAACAAAUGCAAAUGUCAUCCAGGAUACACUGGGAAAAUAUGCAACCAAGCUGCACACCUGUUUGCAACCUCUCCACACUGGUCCAGUGAACCAUCUUUUUUCACCACUGCGGAAGAUCAUGCCACAUAUUUGCCUUGGAGGGAUCUCAAUGAAUGUGGCUUGAAACCAAGGCCUUGCAAACAUCGAUGUAUGAAUACUUACGGAAGCUACAAAUGUUACUGUCUGAAUGGGUACAUGCUUAUGCCUGACGGAUCAUGUUCUAACGCUCUCACGUGUUCAAUGGCAAACUGUCAGUAUGGCUGUGAUGUGGUUAAGGGGGAAAUACAUUGUCGCUGUCCUUCACCAGGGUUACAGCUAGCACCAGAUGGCAGAACAUGCAUUGAUGUGGAUGAAUGCAUCACUGGGAGCGUUACCUGUCCCCGAUUCAGGAAAUGUGUCAACACUUUUGGAAGUUAUAUUUGCAAGUGUCAUAAAGGCUUUGAUUUGAUGUACAUUGGAGGCAGAUACCAAUGCCAUGACAUAGAUGAAUGCUCUCUUGGCCAAUAUCAGUGUGGAGGUUAUUCCCAGUGUUACAAUACACUAGGGUCUUACAAAUGUAAAUGCAAAGAAGGGUACAGAGGUGAUGGAUUAAACUGCAUAAGGAUUCCUAAAGUUAUGAUUGAUCCAUCUAACCCCUACAGUGUGUUUAAAAGCAAUUCAACUUUUCUGAAAGGAAGCAAUGGCAUGAACAACAGAAUACCUGAAUCUGGGGGUACAAGAUAUCCCAUCCAGUUGCCAUAUAUACCAUAUGUAAUUACACCAAAGUCUUAUGUGAAGACAACAGGAAGACCAACCGUGAAACCAACAUACAAACCAUACACCAGAUUGGCAACACAACCUGCCACAACAAGACCAGCUUUCAGGCCAGUGACAAGAUCUCCACCAGUGACAAAUCCUCCUCAACAACCCACAGUAUUGUUUAAGCCUGUAACAACAACAGCAGCAACAACAACAACAACAAGAACAACAACAAUGCCAAAAGUAGUAACUCAGGAGCCACUGCCUUUUCCUAGUGAAACUACACCACAACCAGGACCUACAGUUAACAAUUGGAUCCCAAUUGAGCCACAGAAACCCAGAGGAGAUGUAUUUAUUCCCCGCCAGCCUGGAGUGAGCAACCAUCUCUUAGAAACGUUUGAAAUUGAACAAGGGAUAAGUGCCAAUGAAGAUGAAGCAAAUGAUGAUCCAGGUCUUCUGAUUCAUAGUUGCAACUUUGAUGGUGGUUUGUGUCGAUGGAUCAAGGAAAGAAAUGAUGAUUUACGCUGGGAACCUGUUAAAGACUCCUCAGGUGGACAAUACUUAUCUAUUUCUCAACCCAAAGGGAAGGCAGGUCGAUUUGCCCGCUUGGUUCUCCCACUUGGCCAUUUAGCUCGCUCCGAAGAUCUGUGUUUAUCCUUUAGGCAUAAAGUGUCUGGAUUACACUCCGGUUUGCUUCAAGUCUUUCUAAGAAAGACUGGUAUUCAUGGGCCAGCAAUUUGGGGAAGGAACAGAGGUCACGGUUGGAGUCAGACGCAUAUAACAUUGAAAGGACCUGGCAUCAAAAGCGUUAUUUUUAAAGGAGAAAAAGGAAAAGGAAGAACUGGGGAAAUUGGUUUGGAUGAUAUAAGUUUGAGGAAAGGCCGAUGUUCUCAGGACCAUUAGUGGUACAGAUGGGUGACGAGAACAGACUUUUGUUGUCCAUAGAUAUUAUUUGAGACACGUGGAUGAUCGAUAACUUCUCCUUUGUCUUUGUGAAAUCACGGUGGAUCUCCAUAUAAAUAAUUCAAAUUUCCUGUAAUAGCAAGGAAAGCUUAAACAGAAGAAGCCAUUAACAUUGGUUAACAUUGUCUGUGCUUUAGGAGGUUCUGAUUGGAGGAUAUACACAUCCUUUAUGAAGAAAAAACUGCCUAAAUGUCCUUAAAAAGAGUCAACAUCUGAAUCCAUGUCUUCUUGUGUUUUCCAUUGGCUGAUUAUGGCUCCUUUUGUGUCACAAGUUGAAGAUACACCCAUUAUUAUUGUACUCCAUCAAUUUUAAAGUAGAGUGUUUUGUGUGUCUCUGUGUGUAUAAAUAACAUUUAUCCCAUUAUCUUAUUGCAAAAGGCAGUUAAAGAGUAGCACUGCAAUUCUUAAUAUAGGUAGUGCUGUGUUCUGUAUAAAUAUGUAUUAUUAUUGUUAAUGUAUUUAUAUAUGUUGUAUAUUUGCAAACUCUAGAUGUAAGAGGAAAUAACAUUUGCACACGUUAUAGUUAAACUAGCAAAAGAAGUCGGUAGUUCAAUAGCAAGUUCUUUUUAAAAUAUCUAAGACCCGGUAAUUUUCCUUGCCUUUCUAAACCCCAUCUGUAGAAUAUUUUACACAAUUGCAAAAAUGAGUAUAAUGUGAGUAUUACCAGAUUCAGGAGAAUUAGACUUCAACAAUCCUUUUCUGAAAAGAAAAGCAUUCAUGACUGGUAUCAGCAGCACAACUUGGCAUUGAUGGAUUUUUAUUUUUUUAAUAUACUAGCUGAUAACCCAGCGUAGCCCGAGUAUAUAUUUAUCCCAAUCCUGUAU